Molecule: messenger RNA, 2583 nt
Organism: Clunio marinus
Lineage: Eukaryota; Metazoa; Arthropoda; Insecta; Diptera; Chironomidae
Source: the annotation of a GenBank genome assembly
AGACGAGUUUUUGAUUUUUACAAAGAGCAAGCUAAGUAAUUGUAGGUCCAUUUUAAAGAUUUACCUGGUGUUUUGCUGGUUUGCUGCUGCUUCAAUUUUCCAUCCCAGGAACGACAUUUUCCUUGUUAAGAGCAAAUGGGUUAUCAAAGUGUAUCAAAUGAAAUUGUUCAAUUAACAGAAAAUGAAAUUAUUGGAUUUAAGCGUCAAGAACCUGGAUUUGCGACAAAAGCCAUUCAUGCUGGACAAAAACCAGAAUUGUGGAAAUGCAGAUCAAUUGUUCCACCAAUUUAUAUGACAGCGUCAUACGAAAAACAAGACUUGGAAUCCGGCAUGACUGGCUAUGACAAUCCAACAAGAACCAUUGUCGAACAAACGUUAGCAGCUCUUGACAACGGAAAGCAUUGUCUCACAUUUCCUUCUGGAACAGGUAGUCAAAUGGCAUUCAUAUCAACUCUUAAAUCAGGCGAUGGCAUCUUAUGUGGCGAUAAUAUUUAUACGGGUACGAUUGGAUUAUUUCGUGAAAUUGCAGCUGACCUUGGAGUUCAAGUUGAGUUCAUUGAUUUAACAAAUCUUGAACAACUUAAAAGCUCACUGAAGUCUAACACAAAAAUGAUAUGGAUGGAGACACCAACAAACCCAAUGAUGAUUAUACAAGAUAUUCGUGCUAUCGCCGAUAUUGUUCAUAAUGAAAGUAAUGCAAUACUUGUCGUUGACAAUACACCAUUAACAAGUUAUUUUCAACGUCCUCUCGACUUUGGAGCUGAUGCCGUUGCUUAUUCACUCACGAAAUUUAUGAACGGUCAUAAUGAUGUCGUCAUGGGAUCAAUUUCAACGAACAAUCAGGAGCUUUAUGAGAAACUUAAGUUCACUCAGAACAUUACGGGAAUUGUGCCUUCACCUUUCGAUUGCUAUUUACUUUUUAGAGGCUUAAAAACGUUGUCAUUGAGAAUGGAACGUCAUUCAGAGAAUGCUAUCAAAAUUGCACGGUUUCUCGAAACUCAUCCAAGAGUUAGCAAGGUUCUUCACCCAGGAUUGCCUUCUCAUCCACAACAUAAAUUGGCACUUAAACAAUCGUACGGACACUCAGGGAGCUUAUGUUUUUACAUAAAAGAUGGAACUUUGGAAAUGACAAGAAAAUUUCUUCUAACGUUGAAUGUGUUUAUGUGGGCUGACAGUUUAGGUGGCUGCGAAUCAUUGGCUCAAGCUCCAUUAUUAUGAUUAAGUCUUGGUGAUGAAAUGGGAUUUCGAAAACAGGGACCUGGAUUUGCAACCAAAGCAAUUCACACUGGGCAGAAGCCUGAACAAUGGAACAGCAGAGCUGUUGUUCCUCCAAUUAGCUUAGCAACAACCUACAAACAAUUCGGACCAGGACAACAUGCUGGAUUUGAAUAUUCACGUUCUGGUAAUCCAACAAGGAAUGUAUUAGAAGAAUGUUUGGCUGCUUUGGACAAUGGCAAAUACGCAUUAACUUUUGCAUCAGGAUUAGGAACACAAACAGCUAUUAUAUCGACCUUGAAGACUGGAGACGGAAUAAUCACAGGCGAUGAUAUUUACGGUGGAACUAACCGACUGUUUAGAAACUUGGCAGUGAACAUGGGAAUUGAUGUACAAUUUGUCGACCUGACGGAUUUGAAGAACCUUGAAGCUGCGAUUAAACCAAAUAUUAAACUUGUUUGGUUGGAAACACCAACAAAUCCAGUGAUGAAAGUUAUCGAUAUUAAAGCUGUAGCUGACAUUGUCCAUUCCAAAACAAAGGCAUUCUUAGUCGUGGACAACACUUUUCUCUCUGCAUACUUUCAACGACCACUUGAACUCGGAGCUGAUAUUGUGAUGUAUUCGUUGACGAAAUAUAUGAAUGGACAUUCUGAUAUUGUGAUGGGCUCAAUUGCUACUAACAAUGAAGAACUUUACGAGAAGUUAAAGUACUAUCAGAAUGCAACUGGAAUUGUGCCAUCGCCAUUUGAUUGCUAUAUGGUAAACAGAAGUUUGAAAACACUUUCACUGCGAAUGGAACGUCAUUUCAAAAAUUCUGUUGCUGUUGCUAAGUGGUUGGAAGCACAAGCUAAAGUUGAUAAAGUUUUGCAUCCGGCAUUGCCUUCACAUCCGCAACAUAAACUUGCACUUUCACAAACUUUUGGACACUCUGGUAUCAUGUCGUUUUAUAUUAAAGAUUUUACUUUGGAGAAAUCAUCAAACUUUUUAAAAGCUUUAAAAGUUUUCACAUUAGCAGAAAGCUUGGGUGGUUACGAGUCGCUUGCUGAACUUCCAAGCGUAAUGACGCAUGCAUCAGUCCCAGAAGAACAAAGAAAAGUUUUAGGAAUCAACGAUGGCUUAAUUAGAAUUUCAGUUGGACUUGAAGAUGCUCAAGAUCUGAUUAAAGAUUUGGAUCAAGCUUUCGCCACAAUUUAAAUAUGUUUUCUGUUUUAUAUUCAUUAAUUCUUAUACCAAUUUUUCUACUGCAAAUGUUUUUUGUUGUGUCAUAAUAAAGUUUUUGUUUUUCUCCUGUCUGUGACAAAAAGACUUUGUACUGUUAAUUAAUUGAAAAGUAAAUAAAAUUUAUGAAGCUUUCUGAUCCAUCAUAAA